GUUGCCCGCGUGCACCGCGUGGUGAGCAGAAGUUCUUGCGGUUAGCCGUGCUGUGGAGCUGCUCUCAGCCGGGAGCGCGUUAAUUCCUCUUAUAUUAACCAAACAGACAGUUAGAUAAAGAUGUUGGUGUUGUUUGAGACUGCGGCAGGCUAUGCCAUCUUUAAGGUCCUCGAUGAGCAGAAGCUUCAGCAGGUGGACAACCUGUGGAAGGAGUUCGAAACGCCGGAAAAAGCCAACAAAGUAGUGAAGUUAAAAUAUUUUGAGAAGUUUCAAGACACAACUGAAGCUCUGGCAGCGGCCACUGCUUUGGUAGAAGGGAAGCUUGGAAAAAGUUUGAAGAAGGUGUUGAAAAAAGUUGUGGCCAAAGAUGCUCAUGAGCAGCUGGCGAUUACAGAUGCUAAACUGGGAGGAGUUAUCAAAGAAAAGCUGAACCUGAGCUGUGUACACAGUCCAGCUGUAGCUGAGCUCAUGAGGGGCAUCAGGAAUCAGAUGGAGGGCCUCAUCACUGGUCUUCCUCCCAGAGAAAUCAGUGCCAUGUCUCUUGGUCUGGCUCACAGCCUUUCCCGAUACAAGCUGAAGUUCAGUCCAGACAAAGUGGAUACCAUGAUUGUUCAGGCCAUAUCUUUACUGGAUGAUCUGGACAAAGAGCUGAAUAACUACAUCAUGCGCUGUCGUGAGUGGUACGGCUGGCACUUCCCCGAACUCGGAAAAAUCAUCACAGACAAUCUGGCCUACUGCAAGACUGUCCGCAAGAUUGGUGACCGCACAAAUGUGGCAAUCACUGACCUGUCUGAUGUGCUGCCAGAGGAGACCGAGGCUGAGGUCAAACUGGCUGUGGAAAUCUCAAUGGGAACAGAAGUAUCUGAGGAGGAUAUUACCAACAUCAUGCACUUGUGUGACCAGGUGAUUGAAAUCUCAGAAUAUCGUACUCAGCUGUACGAUUACUUGAAAAACCGCAUGAUGGCCAUCGCACCAAACCUCACAGUUAUGGUGGGAGAACUGGUGGGGGCUCGCCUCAUUUCACAUGCUGGUUCCCUGCUGAACUUGGCAAAGCACCCUGCAUCCACAGUGCAGAUUCUGGGGGCAGAGAAAGCUUUGUUCAGAGCGCUGAAGACCAGGAGGGACACGCCAAAGUACGGUCUGAUCUACCAUGCCUCCCUGGUGGGACAGACUACAGCUAAAAACAAGGGCAAGAUAUCCAGAACGUUAGCAGCUAAAACAGCUUUGGCCAUCCGCUACGAUGCACUGGGUGAAGACACCAAUGCUGAAAUGGGACUGGAAAACCGAGCCAAGCUGGAAGCGCGCCUGCGGCAACUGGAGGAGAAAGGAAUCAGACGCAUCAGUGGAUCAGGCAAGGCUCUGGCCAGGGCAGACAAGUAUCAGCACAAGAGUGAUGUUAAAGUGUACGACCCAUCUGGCGACUCUACGCUCCCCUCGGUCUCCAAGAAGAGAAAAAUAGAGGAAGUGGAGGAAGACAGACCAGUGGAGGCUAAACCCAAAAAAAUAAAGAAAGAAGCUCCAACAGAAGAAACUGAAGCAGCAGCUGAGGCACAAACAGAGACGCCCAAGAAGAAAAAGAAGAAGAAGAAGCACCAGCAGGAGGAGGAGCCUGCAGCGGAAGAGGAACCCGCAGUCAAGGAGGAGGAGCCUGCAGUAGAAGAGACAACAGAGAAAAAGAAGAAAAAGAAAGAAAAGAAACGAGCAGCAGAGGAAGAACUAGAGGCAACAGUCAGUCCCACAGAAGAGACGACAGAAAAGAAGAAAAAGAAAAAGAAGAAAGUUAAAGAAGAGGAAGAUGAAUGAACAAAGACUUUCCCCCCUUUUCUCUGAACAUUUUUCCUGUAUAUGAAAUUUUAUACAUCUUGUUUAUGGAUGUCAUGUGAUGGCCACAUGACCGAGCCUGGGCUGUUUAACCCUGACCAACUUCAGAGGACUAUUUUUAGUACAAUUUUAUUUUACACAAAUUAUUUCCUUUUAAGUAUGAGAAUAUAAAGCUCGGUUAAGAGGAAAUACAGAUGUGACUGUAGAUUUGGUGCAGGUGGAGCCAGCAGCUUUCUACAUGUGCUGGAGUUGCUGCACGCAGGGCCGAUCGGUUUGCCUUUUUUGUAUGUGUUCUGAUUUUGAAGAAAAUGAUGUAAAAGUGGUUUCUGUGUUGAGAAGCUGAGCUGUUAUUGAACAAGUGAGAGGGAGGUGUCUGCUGUGACUCCAAGAAUAAUUCACUGUUUUGUUUUCUUGUUUUGUUUCCCCCUCUGAUUCCACAGUGAAUAAAUCAUACUCUUCAGGCCAGUACACUCGCCCAUGCUGGUCUCAAGAUUCUGACAUGGA
Messenger RNA from Astyanax mexicanus (Mexican tetra), 2325 nucleotides. It is a transcript of the gene nop58, whose product is annotated as NOP58 ribonucleoprotein homolog (yeast). Gene Ontology annotation, cellular component: small-subunit processome; box C/D methylation guide snoRNP complex. The coding region runs from base 121 to 1803 and encodes 560 amino acids. The transcript is spliced from 15 exons. The record is from RefSeq and is a predicted model, not a curated record. NCBI's taxonomy places the organism in Eukaryota, Metazoa, Chordata, Actinopteri, Characiformes, Acestrorhamphidae. Gene Ontology annotation, molecular function: snoRNA binding.